Macadamia integrifolia is the source of this 2554-nucleotide messenger RNA. RefSeq names its product putative pentatricopeptide repeat-containing protein At5g08490. The coding region runs from base 29 to 2287 and encodes 752 amino acids. Gene Ontology annotation, molecular function: protein binding; RNA binding. NCBI's taxonomy places the organism in Eukaryota, Viridiplantae, Streptophyta, Magnoliopsida, Proteales, Proteaceae. The transcript has a single exon. The record is from RefSeq and is a predicted model, not a curated record. Gene Ontology annotation, biological process: RNA modification.
UGGGUCCAGGAGGCAUGACCUUGAAGCGAUGGAGUUGUUCUAUGCAAUGCAUGUUUGGAAGGAGGAGCCUAAGCCCAACUCAAUUACUGUGGCCAUUAUCCUUCCUGUGUGUGCCCGGUCAAGAGAUUUGCAUGCUGGCAAGAGUGUCCAUGCUCAUGUGAUUAAAUCUGGAUUUGAAUCAGAGACGCUUGUUGGAAAUUCUCUAGUAUCUAUGUAUGCAAAAUGCAGUUGUUUAGGUGAUGCCUUUGUUGCAUUUCGUGGGAUUGCUUAUGAAGAUGUUGUCUCGUGGAAUGCAAUUAUAUCUGGGUAUGCGGAGAAUGGGUUCUUUGCUGAUGCAUUUGAAUUGUUCCGCCAGAUGUUGGCAGUUGAUUGUGAUCCUAAUUAUGCUACAAUUGUUAAUAUCCUUCCUGUUUGUGUUUUGCUAGAACAUGAUGGAAAAUACCGUUUUGGGGAGCAGAUUCAUGGUUAUGUGAUGCGGCGGCCCCAGUUGGUGGCAGAUAUUUCUGUAUACAAUGCUCUGGUGAGUUUCUACUCUAGGAUUGGAAGGUUGGCAGAAGCAGAAUCCAUAUUCUGUGGGAUGAAAUCAAGAGAUUUAGUUUCAUGGAAUGCCAUAAUUGCAGGAUGUGCAUCUAAUGGUGAACCAUGGAAAGCAUUGGAGUUGUUUUAUAAAUUGCUGUCAAUGGAAAUGGUGGAGCCAGAUUCUGUAACUCUUGUGACCAUACUUCCAAUUUGUGCCCAACUAUGCAAUGCACAAGAGGGGAAGAGGAUCCAUGAGUAUAUAAUCCAACAUCCUGAACUGUGUCAGGACACGGCUGUAGGUAAUGCCCUAAUAAGCUUUUAUGCAAAAUGCAACGACAUGGAAGCUGCAUUGAAGAUAUUCUCGACAAUUCCUCGGAGAGAUCUUAUAUCAUGGAACACAAUGCUUGAUGCGUAUGCAGAACGUGGAUGUGCAACCCAGCUUGUCUAUCUUUUACACCGGAUGCUCAAGGAAGGAUUGCAACCUGACUCCAUAACUCUCUUGACCAUUCUUCAUGUUUGUGCCAAUGUUUCCAGGGAGGCAAUGGUUAAAGAAGUUCAUGGUUAUUCUAUUAGAAAGAGUUUGUUACCAUGUGACCUGGAACCAAGUGUUGGAAACAUGAUACUUGAUGCAUACACCAAAUGUGGGAACAUGGACUAUGCAUUCAAGACUUUUGAGAGUUUAUUAGGGAGGAGGAAUGUGGUCACAUGCAAUUCACUGAUCUCAGGUUUUGUUGAUUGUGGGUCCUGGGAAAAUGCAGAGAUGAUUUUUGGUAAUAUGUCAAAAACAGAUCUCACCACAUGGAAUCUGAUGGUCCGGGUUUAUGCUGAAAGUGAUUACACCACUCAAGCUCUUAGUCUAUUCCACGAGUUACAAGCUCAGGGAAUGAGACCUGAUGCUGUAAGUGUUAUGAGCCUUAUUCCAGUUUGUGCCCGUUUGGCCUCAGUCCACCUGCUCAAGCAGUGCCAUGCCUUUGUAUUAAGAUCUUGCUUUGAAGAUCUCCGCUUGAAUGGAGCUCUCUUGGAUAUGUAUGCGAAAUGUGGAUCCAUUGACUAUGCGUAUAAGUUCUUCCAGUCAUGUUCCCAGAAGGAUCUGGUUAUGUUCACAGCCAUUGUGGGCGGGUAUGCAAUGCAUGGAAUGGGAGAAGAGGCACUUAGGGUCUUCUCCGAGAUGCUUGAGUUGGGAAUAAAGCCAGACCAUGUCAUUUUUACUGCCAUUCUAUCAGCUUGCAGUCAUGCAGGCCUUGUCAACGAAGGGUUUAAGCUUUUUGAGUCCAUAGAGAUGGUCCACGGGAUUAAACCCACCAUGGAGCACUAUUCUUGUGUGGUGGAUCUUCUUGCUCGUGGAGGACGCUUGCAAGAUGCAUAUUCCUUUGUAAAUAGUAUGCCUGUUGGAGCUAAUGCAAAUGUAUGGGGCACAUUGCUUGGUGCCUGUAGAACCCAUCAUGAGGUGGAGCUCGGGCGGGUUGUAGCAGAUCAUCUUUUUGAGGUCGAGGCUGGCGAUAUUGGGAACUAUGUACUAUUGUCAAACAUAUAUGCAGCAGAUGCUAGAUGGGAUGGGGUCAACAAGGUAAGAAGAUUGAUGAAGAUGAGAGAUCUAAGGAAGCCAGCUGGAUGUAGCUGGAUUGAAGUCCAGAGAAAGAUGAAUGUUUUUGUAGCUGGAGAUUCCUCUCAUCCACAAAGAAGCCUCAUUUACAAUAUGUUAAGCACAUUGGACCAACAGAUUAAAGAGCCAUGUUGCAGUAGUGAAAACAUCGUGGGUGUCAAUUAAGUAUGAAAUAAGAUUAUCAGGACCCCAUAUAGGGAAGAACCUCAUGCAAGGUUCCAAAACAGGAUUAGUAUUCCCAGUGAAAGAGGAUGCUUUCAAGCAAACUGAAAGCUCAUUGAGAACAGAGCUGUGAAUUAGAAGAUUUGAAGUAAACAUAGGGUAGACUGAGAGGAUAUUCUUAUAGUCACAUGGAGCAUAACAAAUGCUAGCCUUGAUGGAUUUUUAUUUAUGGUUUCACCUCCAUUUAUGAGAUGGUAUCUUCACUUUCAA